Molecule: messenger RNA, 3108 nt
Organism: Nyctereutes procyonoides (raccoon dog)
Lineage: Eukaryota; Metazoa; Chordata; Mammalia; Carnivora; Canidae
Gene: EYA1
Product: EYA transcriptional coactivator and phosphatase 1
Exons: 18
Coding region: 142-1920 (592 amino acids)
Biological process (GO): multicellular organism development; negative regulation of extrinsic apoptotic signaling pathway in absence of ligand; positive regulation of DNA repair
Cellular component (GO): nucleus
Molecular function (GO): protein tyrosine phosphatase activity
Source: RefSeq, a predicted model, not a curated record
GCCAAGCGGCGUCGGGAAUGGAGGUCUGCUAGACCAGAACGUUCCGAGGGGCGCCUUAAGCUGGUGGAUGCGGCGGAUGUACGCGCUGUGCAAACAUCUCAAACCAGUUCAGAUGUUGCUGUUUCCUCAAGUUGCAGGUCUAUGGAAAUGCAGGAUCUAACCAGCCCGCAUAGCCGUCUGAGUGGUAGUAGCGAGUCCCCCAGUGGUCCCAAACUCGAUAACUCUCAUAGAAAUAGUAAUUCCAUGACUCCCAAUGGCACCGAAGUUAAAACAGAGCCAAUGAGCAGCAGUGAAAUAGUUUCAACAACAGCAGACGGGUCUUUAGACAAUUUCUCAGGUUCAGCCAUUGGGAGCAGUAGCUUCAGCCCAAGACCAACUCACCAGUUCUCCCCACCACAGAUUUAUCCUUCCAACAGACCAUACCCACAUAUUCUCCCUACCCCUUCCUCACAAACUAUGGCUGCAUAUGGGCAAACACAGUUUACCACAGGAAUGCAACAAGCUACAGCGUAUGCCACGUACCCACAGCCGGGACAGCCGUAUGGAAUUUCCUCAUAUGGUGCAUUGUGGGCAGGCAUCAAGACUGAAGGCGGAUUGUCGCAGUCUCAGUCACCUGGACAGACGGGAUUUCUCAGCUAUGGCACAAGCUUUGGUACCCCUCAACCUGGACAGGCACCAUACAGCUACCAGAUGCAAGGUAGCAGUUUUACAACAUCAUCAGGAUUAUAUACAGGAAAUAAUUCACUCACAAAUUCCUCUGGAUUUAACAGUUCACAGCAGGACUAUCCAUCUUAUCCCAGUUUUGGCCAGGGUCAGUACGCACAGUAUUAUAACAGCUCACCGUAUCCAGCCCAUUACAUGACGAGCAGUAACACCAGCCCAACGACACCGUCCACAAAUGCCACUUACCAGCUUCAGGAGCCACCAUCUGGCAUCACCAGCCAAGCAGUCACAGAUCCCGCAGCAGAGUACAGUACAAUCCACAGCCCGUCAACACCCAUUAAAGACUCAGAUUCUGAUCGAUUGCGUCGAGGUUCAGAUGGGAAGUCACGUGGACGGGGCCGAAGAAACAAUAAUCCUUCACCUCCCCCAGAUUCUGAUCUUGAGAGGGUUUUCAUCUGGGACUUGGAUGAGACAAUCAUUGUAUUCCAUUCCUUGCUUACUGGGUCCUAUGCCAACAGAUAUGGAAGGGAUCCACCUACAUCAGUUUCCCUUGGACUGAGAAUGGAAGAAAUGAUUUUCAACUUGGCAGACACACAUCUGUUUUUCAAUGACUUAGAAGAAUGUGACCAAGUUCAUAUAGAUGAUGUGUCUUCCGAUGAUAAUGGGCAAGACCUAAGCACAUAUAACUUUGGAACAGAUGGCUUUCCUGCUGCAGCAACCAGUGCUAAUUUAUGCUUGGCAACCGGUGUGCGGGGUGGUGUAGACUGGAUGAGAAAAUUGGCUUUCCGCUACAGACGAGUAAAAGAGAUCUACAAUACCUACAAAAAUAAUGUUGGAGGCCUGCUUGGUCCAGCCAAGAGGGAAGCCUGGCUGCAGCUGAGGGCUGAGAUUGAAGCCCUAACAGACUCCUGGUUGACACUGGCCCUGAAAGCACUCACGCUCAUUCACUCCCGGACGAAUUGUGUGAAUAUUUUAGUAACAACUACUCAGCUUAUCCCAGCAUUGGCAAAAGUCCUGCUAUAUGGAUUAGGAAUUGUAUUUCCGAUAGAAAAUAUUUACAGUGCAACAAAAAUAGGAAAAGAGAGCUGUUUUGAGAGGAUAAUUCAAAGGUUUGGAAGAAAAGUGGUGUACGUCGUUAUAGGAGAUGGUGUGGAAGAAGAACAAGGAGCAAAAAAGCAUGCGAUGCCCUUCUGGAGGAUCUCUAGUCACUCGGACCUCAUGGCCCUACAUCAUGCCUUGGAACUGGAGUACCUGUAACGGCUUCAUAGCACUUUGAAACCGCACAACUGCCCUGUGACCAGGAAAAUAUCCAGCAGGCCUGAGUCCUGAGUCAGCGCUGGAGUACCCAACGUAGUGAUUUCAACAUGGUGACACACAGCUGCUGUCGUUCUUCACCUCUGCCCUUGUGGUAAAUGAAGGACCACACCAAUCUCUUCAGAACAGCUGUUGCCUCUAGUACUGUGAAUCCAAUGAAAAUAAGCCAUGAGAAUGUUCUAGUACAGUGUGAUGUGUCUUUGCCACAUUAACUACGUGGUUCAAACCUGUGAAGAAAGGACCUGCAAACGCUUACAUUGUUAGCAUCUUCAAUGUGACAUAAACAGCUUCUCCAGUACAGCAAACUUGAUUGCACAACAAAGACUGAAAUGGGUUUCCUGAAUCCGUGAGGGGAUUUUCUUGUAAAGAAAGUUUACUUUUUUGGUGUCUCAUACCCAGGGUAAUCUGUACAUCUCUACUUAUUUAUGAACAGACUUUUUAAAAACAGCUUUAUUGAGGUAUGAUUCCAGCACCAUACAAUUCACUCAACCAGACUUUUUUGACAUCAAAUAAUUGAAGAGACAGUAGCAUCAUAAUAAGCGAGUAAAGGCCUUUGCCUCACGACACAGCAAGUACUUUGAAUCUUAGCACAUUGCAAAGUAGUUUAAAGUAUGUCUAAUUUAAACGUGUAAUAUGUACAUCACUGAGACAAUCAUGUACAGAGAGAAUUUUUGGUGUAAAUUUGUAAUAAUGGAUGAUUCUUUUACAUAUUGUUUAGAAAAUGAUAUUGAAAGGUAGCAAUGCCUUGAUAGUGAAGUAUGAGGCGAUGUGUGCACAAAGUCAUGUGCAGUGCCUUAUCGAAGUACUGGGUAUAAAUAUGUAGAUAAUGGAAGUUUUUGUUUUUAUUUUUAGAUGAUGUCAAGACCAAAAGCAUGGAUGUUAAUAGGAUUUUGUUUUCCAAAUUAUUUUUCCCAAUUUUUUUUUAAUGCUAUUAGGAGGACCUUGGUAAAACAACACAGCAGUGUCUUAAAUAAUUUGAAAAAAAGUCCUCUUACAACCUCACUUUUUCAUUUUCAAUGCUAUUGUAUUAUAUGUAACUACUUGAAAAAAUUAUGCAAAUGCUUCUUCCCACAGAAAGAAUGUAGAUGAUUGAUAGAUAUAUUUUAUUAAUAAAAUGGUUCUUGAAUUGGA